AUGCAUAAAGUAAGCCAGUCACCUGAUUUACAAAAUCAGUCAUGCUUACGAUAUCCAAAUUUGAUGUUGGAAAUAAGAGGCUUCUCUCUUCUCCAUGCACUGGCUCGCUCAGGUUAUGCGUCCUGUAUAAGACAGUUGUUGACUAAUAUCGGAACAACGAGUAUCAACAGAAGAACCAAAAAGGAUGGAAACACCCCACUACAUUUUUGUAUGUUUAAUGAAAAUGUACCGUUCAAGGACCGCUAUGACACAGCUAAAGUCCUAAUUCAAAAUGGAGCAAAUGCUGCACUAAAGAAUAAGAUCCCUAGGACUCCGGUUGAGGAGUAUGCUAAAUUCAGGUAUAAAGAUACUGAAGAACAGAAAGAACAAAUGCUUCUGUUGCUUGCUACAGACACACAUGGUACAGUGAAGGUGAGAACGCUGACUAUAGAGCAGUUUAUGAAAGCACUAUCAGAAGGAACAGGAAAAGCAAAUUUCACCAGACUAAUGGUAAUGGGAAAUGAACGAGUUGGCAAAUCAUGCCUAGUAGACUCACUGCUUGGAAAAAAAUUUGAAGAAAACAAACAGAUAACAGAUUCUAUUGCCAUUACAAAGGCAUCCAUCAGCGAGGCUAAAGAUUGGACAGAAUCAGAUAAAUCUGAACUGAUCGCAAGAUAA
Molecule: messenger RNA, 657 nt
Organism: Anneissia japonica
Lineage: Eukaryota; Metazoa; Echinodermata; Crinoidea; Comatulida; Comatulidae
Exons: 7
Coding region: 1-657 (218 amino acids)
Molecular function (GO): protein binding
Source: RefSeq, a predicted model, not a curated record